Molecule: messenger RNA, 3550 nt
Organism: Pipistrellus kuhlii (Kuhl's pipistrelle)
Lineage: Eukaryota; Metazoa; Chordata; Mammalia; Chiroptera; Vespertilionidae
Gene: FBXL2
Product: F-box and leucine rich repeat protein 2
Exons: 15
Coding region: 86-1396 (436 amino acids)
Biological process (GO): SCF-dependent proteasomal ubiquitin-dependent protein catabolic process
Cellular component (GO): SCF ubiquitin ligase complex
Molecular function (GO): protein binding
Source: RefSeq, a predicted model, not a curated record
GGGCGGCCAGCUGGCGUCACCAGGACAACGGGCGUUGCCGGCGCCGUGUGACUCCGGGCUGUGGGCGCGCUGGCGGCUGUCCGCCAUGGUUUUCUCAAAUAAUGAUGAAGGCCUUAUUAACAGAAAGUUACCAAAAGAACUUCUUUUAAGAAUGCUGUUCAGCUUGUUGUUAAAUUUUACUUGGUCUAAUCCAGAAUGUACUAAGUAUGUACAUAGCAUUGGUCUGGAUUCUUUUUGUAAUGUGGCUUGGAAUGUCUUAGCCCUGGAUGGAAGCAACUGGCAAAAAAUAGACCUUUUUAACUUUCAAACAGAUGUAGAGGGUCGCGUGGUGGAGAACAUCUCCAAGCGCUGCGGUGGGUUCCUGCGGCAGCUCAGCUUGCGAGGCUGUAUCGGUGUCGGCGACUCCUCCCUGAAGACCUUUGCACAGAACUGCCGAAACAUCGAACACUUAAACCUCAAUGGGUGCACAAAAAUCACUGACAGCACGUGUUACAGUCUCAGCAGAUUCUGUGCCAAGCUGAAACAUCUGGAUCUGACCUCCUGCGUGUCCAUUACCAACAGCUCCUUAAAGGGGAUCAGUGAGGGCUGCCGGAACCUGGAGUACCUGAACCUCUCGUGGUGCGAUCAGAUCACGAAGGACGGCAUCGAGGCCCUGGUGCGCGGCUGCCGAGGCCUCAAGUCCCUGCUCCUGCGGGGCUGCACGCAGUUAGAAGAUGAAGCUCUAAAACACAUUCAGAAUUACUGCCAUGAGCUCGUGAGCCUCAACCUCCAGUCCUGCCCGCGCAUUACGGACGAAGGCGUGGUGCAGAUCUGCAAGGGCUGCCCCCGGCUGCAGGCCCUCUGCCUGUCUGGCUGCGGCAACCUCACGGACGCCUCUCUAUCAGCCCUGGCGCUGAACUGCCCGCGACUUCAGAUUUUGGAGGCUGCCCGGUGUUCCCAUUUGACCGAUGCAGGCUUUACACUCUUAGCUCGGAAUUGCCAUGAUCUCGAGAAGAUGGAUCUGGAAGAAUGUGUCCUGAUAACCGACAGCACGCUCAUCCAGCUCUCCAUCCACUGUCCUAACCUGCAAGCCCUGAGCCUGUCCCAUUGUGAGCUCAUCACAGAUGAUGGAAUCCUGCACCUGAGCAAUAGCUCCUGUGGCCAGGAGAGGCUGCAAGUACUGGAAUUGGACAACUGCCUCCUCAUCACCGACAUGGCCCUGGAGCACCUGGAGCACUGCCAGGGCCUAGAGCGCCUGGAGCUGUACGACUGCCAGCAGGUGACCCGCGCAGGCAUCAAGCGGAUGCGGGCUCAGCUCCCUCACGUCAAAGUCCAUGCCUACUUUGCACCUGUCACCCCACCGACAGCAGUGGGAGGCAGUGGCCAUCGGCUGUGCAGGUGUUGUGUCAUUCUCUGACAGAGCUGCGGGGCCCAACUCCAGAGAAGACCUGAGUCUCCCCUCCCUUCUCCAUGGUCACCGAAAUCUGUUGCUUCUCCAUUGGGAAAGGUAUUUACAGGUAAAAGACUUCUGUAGGGAUUGCAGUAACUUUGGCGAUAAGUUUUGACUUUGUAGUUUGCUGCGAUACAAUCAAAUCAAGCCUUGUCAGUAAACACACAGCAAGAGUGGAUUCAGUGCAGCCAGGACCGUGCAAGAAACCGGGUUUCUUAACAAGGUGGGUUUACCUUCCUAGUGGCAAGCGUUCUGUUCUCAGCUUUGUCAGCAUUCCUCAGACCAUCAGUGUUAGCACAAAAACGAAGCUGUUGAUUUCUGAUAAUUAAGAUAGUGGCCUACUUUUAAUUCACAACAAUUCCAUUUUGUCUAGCAGGGCUUUCCCACUUUGAUGUACCUUUAUCAAAGUGACUGUACUGCAAAUUCGUAAUACCUAAUAGUUUUGUAUGUGGAAGGCAUGUUAAGAAGUUUCUAUGAGACACCAAAGAAAUGAGGACUCUACACUGGGUGAAGCUGGGUCUUCACCUAUUUGUCAACUUGGGGACCAAAACUAAACAGUAAACUCAGAGUUCAUGUUGCCUGUUUGGAAAUUAGAAGCUCUGGUGUAAGCUACAGCACAGUUUUAUUAUAGGAGAAAAGCAAUAGAAUUGAAUAAGGCUUCAGUUAUAAUAAAAAAUGAAUGGAUGCAUGUAGAAUGGGUGUAAUUUUUUCCAAGUUUAUUUUAAAAUCUUAGAAAUCAAGUUACACCAGAACUAGUCAAAAGUUUUAUACAUUUAAAACUCAGAUCAGUCAAGUGUUGGCACCUUUUAGAUUCAAAAUAUAAAAAUGAAUAAAACCAUUUGCAACACUUAAACCAGAGGGUUUUAUUGCUAUAGAUAGUCUAUGGCAGGGAAAUCUGAGCAAAAAAAACUUUCCAAAUUCAAAUCUUCCUAAUGUUACCUAAGCAUCUGAUAAGAUGAUCUAGUUUCUGCCUGUGCUGUCCACAUUUGUGAUCUUUCUUAAUUAAAACUAGGAACCCAUCACCACCCUUCCUAGCCUGGAAUCCAGAGCUUGUGAGAAGUGAAACAGUAAACGAGGUGUUCUUUUCCUAGGACUAGCAGUACUUCUAGGUGGGCAGUUUUAGAGGUAUUCAGGACACAAUACCUCAGCUGCUUCUAGGAAGAGAGGGCUUACCUAGAACUCCUUAAGUCAAUUUAAUGGGAUUAUCAGAAUAAGCAUUCAAGUCUUGAUUUUAUUGCUUUAUGAUAUACUCUGGUAUUCACAGGUCUAAAAAUUGUGUGUAUGCCACAGUAGUUAUUUAAAUAUACAUUUGCAACACCGUGUGGGGGAGAAAUGACUGAUGCUAUUUAAAUAAAACAAAACAUAUACCACAGACCUGCUUCAGUGAUUAUGAAUUAGUUUCUAUUUUAUGGAAAUGGGCCUUCUAUACAUUAUCUCCCUUGAGCCAGGACACAAUCUAUCACAACUACUUUUCAAUGACCCAUUUAUAACAGAAGAACCUCUAAUAAAAAAGUUACUGGAAUAACAUUACCUCUCCGUUGCAGCAGCUUUGAGAAAACCACCUGGGUCUCAACCUUUACAACAUUUGGACUGGUGUGUCCUCAGAACACACAUGUGGAGCCUCUGUCCUGCGGCAGGAGCUGGGAUUUCAAAAUGACACACACACUUGCAAAACAAUCGGAAAACAUUUAUUAUACUGAAAUGUAUACAUCCUACUAUUAAAAAAACAAAGUAGCAAAUCUGCUGGUGCCAUAAUUUAACUUAUUUCACUGGGACAGACUAAUGCUCAACACCAGUUGGUGUGUGAUUUCAAGUUUGAUGAGUUUUUUUUACUCCACUUCUAAACCCUACGAGGAACUCAGAAAAGCACACAGCAUUGAAUAACAUUUAUUGUUCCAUAAGUCUUGAGACUCAAAAAAGGAAUGCUAAAUCAACAAGCAAAACUAAAACAACAGAAACUCUCUUCUUUCCCAAGUGAUUGGUACAGAAAACGUGCUCAUACAAAAGCAAAGGGAACACGACAGAAAGGAAGGCUCUCCUGCUUUGUGGCCUAUAAGAGAUAGCUAUUUUAAAACCAAAGAUGGAAACAGACACAGUGCUUCUUUGUAUUAGACACCCCCC